Molecule: messenger RNA, 3130 nt
Organism: Neurospora crassa OR74A
Lineage: Eukaryota; Fungi; Ascomycota; Sordariomycetes; Sordariales; Sordariaceae
Product: UDP-glucose 6-dehydrogenase
Exons: 4
Coding region: 850-2898 (682 amino acids)
Biological process (GO): glycosaminoglycan biosynthetic process; polysaccharide biosynthetic process
Cellular component (GO): nucleus; cytosol
Molecular function (GO): UDP-glucose 6-dehydrogenase activity; NAD binding
Source: RefSeq, a predicted model, not a curated record
AAUCAAUCAGUUUCAAAAUCAUCAAGUUGAAGAGUCUCCUUAUGUUGGCGGCAACUCGACCACUGAGAAACAUCCAACCGUGUUUGUGUCCCUCGGCUUGCGCUAAUAUUGUACCUACACGUGUAUAGGCCGCUAGUACCUUGCAGUUGCAGAUUCAUGUGCCCGCCUCUUCCCUAGUCUGUCUGUCGUGUUCGUCUGAGACAAGACAUCACUAUUCUUCAUUCCUCUUCAGGAUGCCAAUGUCAACAAGCCAGCCGAAAGCGAACGAGACUUUGACUUGAUGGAUAUGGACAUCAAUGUUGUCACUGGGGCGGAUGGGCGGUACGUAUUUUUACGGCGAUUUUACGGGUUCCAUGGCCAACUCGGGUCACCCUCACGAACAGAGCAGACAAAGGCAGGAUGCUAGAUCUACUGUACUUGCCGAGAUCCGACAGAUGGGUGAUGGAAAUACCUUCGACAUGUACACACACGCAACCCGGCCGAUCGACAUCCACCGCUCCACCUUUCGUCAUGUCCACCCUUUUGCCAAUCCUCUUGGCCUCCUGAAUCUAACCAAUUCCUGAGCCACGCCGCCUUCGGCUUGACUUCUCUCACUUCUUUCUUCCCCAGAAUCGUUCGCUUCCACCCACUGGAAGCCGGAUUCUCCAUUCUUGGCAGCCUCUCCAGGACCAUCCUGCUGGCGCUAUCAGGCCAUAUUGGAAGUAGUCCGAUUGUCCAGUUCACUUCUCAUGUCCAUUCCCGUUGAUUCCUGUCGGUUCCCGCUUGUUUCUCCCUUUAUCCCUUCCGCUGCCUCUUUCUCCCCGUCAACUCCGCCUGUCUCUACCCUAAGAGAGACACUUGCACAAGGCAAUGGCCCAUCAGUUACCCUCAACUCUGGACCUGGGGAACGACGUUAGUCUCGACGUCUCCACCGCGCCAACGACCCCAGGAAGCAACUUGUCUUUCAGUCCCGUCCUCCAGGCUGCGGAUGAACAACCGGGGAUCCCCGCCAUGAAGCCCCAGAGCACCUCCAGAUCGUUGUCGUCCACGCUGUUCGACACUACGGCCAGAACACCGCCAGUCCGCAACAUCUGCUGUGUUGGCGCUGGCUAUGUUGGCGGCCCUACUGCGGCUGUUAUUGCCUUUAAUAACCCCCAUAUCCGAGUGACGGUUGUCGACAAGGACGAGAAGCGCAUUCGACGAUGGAACUCUGUACAUCCCCCCAUCUACGAGCCUGGCUUGAACCACAUUCUGCGCAUUGCCCGUGACGGAUCCAAGGAAUGCACCAUCGAGACUAGGUCCCUCUCCACGACCAACACAACAUCUUCGAAUACGCCAGAUGUAUCGGAUGCGUCCACUCCGGCCUCAGAAUGCGGCAGCCAGUGCGGAGACAAUGUUUCGAAGCCUAUUCCUGCCCGCCAGCCAAAUCUCUUCUUCACAGCCGAUGUAGCCAAGUCUAUCAGCGAAGCCGACAUCGUUCUGAUUGCGGUCAAUACGCCAACCAAGAGCCGUGGUGCCGGCGCAGGUUCUGCCACGGACAUGACUGCCUUCGAGGCUGUCACCAAUGUGGUUGCGCAGCAUGCCCGGCCGGGUGCCAUCAUUGUAGAAAAGUCUACAGUCCCCUGUCGGACGGCGCAGUUUGUACAAGACACUCUUGCACUCCAUAGGCCCGGUAUUCACUUCGAGGUUCUUAGCAACCCCGAAUUUUUGGCUGCCGGAACUGCUAUUAAGGAUCUUCUCAACGCAGAUCGUAUUUUGAUCGGUUCCAGUGCAACACCAUCUGGUCAGCGCGCAGCCGCCGCUUUAGCAUCUGUCUACUCCGCUUGGAUCCCAAGGUCACGGAUCAUCACUACUAAUGUGUUCAGCUCUGAGCUUGCCAAGCUUGUCGCGAACUCCAUGCUCGCCCAGCGCAUCAGCAGUAUCAACUCGAUUGCGGCCGUGUGCGAGGUGACUGGCGCCGAUGUCAGUGAGGUUGCAGGUGCGAUUGGUGCCGACCCCCGUAUCGGCAGCAAGUUCCUCAAGGCCGGUAUCGGUUUCGGUGGCAGCUGCUUCAAGAAGGAUGUGCUCAGUCUGGCUUACUUGGCCGAGAGCCUCCAACUACCCGAGGUAGCAGACUACUGGCGAAAUGUCAUCACCAUGAACGAGUUCGCCAGGAACAGGUUCGCUUCGCGUGUCGUGAGGUGUCUCAACAACACCCUCAUUGGCAAGAAACUCACCAUGCUUGGCUACGCCUUCAAGAAGGAUACCAACGAUACCCGUGAGUCGCCAGCGGUGGAGAUUAUCCGAACCUUGGUGGAGGAAGGGCCUCGGGAGAUUGCCGUCUACGACCCCUGCUGCAACCCAGCGCAGAUGGCCGAGGAUAUCGGUCGCUAUGUCGGCGCCGAGGUACUACAGAGAAACGGAGGCCCUGUCAUUGUCUACGCAGACGCUUACGAGGCCUGUCACUCCUCUGACGCGCUACUAAUUACCACCGAGUUCGAUGAGUUCAAGAACACCGGUGAGCCGGUAUCAGCGUCUGCCGAGGUCUUGGCCCCCAAGGCUGCGCCUGUCAAGGCCGUUGUCCCCGACCCGCGACCGUUCAAGGGUGAGGAGCCAACCGAGACUGAGCUCCUUGCUCUUCAUACCUUUUUACUGCAGUCAACAGAUGCGGAGGAUAAGGAAGAUCCAUUGCAUCGCUUCAACUCCGUGCCGGACUGCGCUGAGGACUGUCCAGACUGUUUCAUCGAGAAGGAAACGGGGACCAGUGGUUACGGAGCGGGACAGGAGCACGUCUUCAAGGGCAGGCUCGACUGGAGGAAAGUUCACUACCACAUGCACAAACCUCACUGGGUGUUUGAUGGUAGGGGAGUGUUGGAGGUGGCGGGCAUGGAGAAGUUGGGCUUCCGCGUGGAGAGUGUUGGUCGUCAGGGGAGGGUCUGAUGGGCUUUUUACCCUUACGCCCAUAAAAAUGUGUCAACCAAAUUGUAAUUGAAUAUCUGGCCAGGAACGGCAGCUAUAAUGGAUAAUGUUUGGAUAGCUAGAGUUGGCAUAUACAUUUCGAGACAACGGAGGCACUCACUGUAUGAAUGCCUCCAGUGUUGACAAGUGUAGUAUCGCCUAUCACAUAUCUCAGUCAAAUAUACAAUACUCAUAACAUACGGAUUCUGGUUUG